AAUGCACUUCUCGCUCCAUGAAGUUUUGAGCCUGUGUCCUUUCACACGAAUCCAUCAUCUGCGACUCCGUUAUUUCUUCUCCUGCACUGCAUGAUGCCGCCUCCUCCCUCUCACUCACGGCUUCCAUCUAUCUCGACCUUUUCUUAAUCUCGACUCGGCUGUCUUCUACCCUUGAUAAAUCUCGGGGACCUACCCAAGGUUAUGUCAAACCAUGCCGCGACCGAUUCGCGUCUUCCGUCGUCUCCCCUUGAAUCGUCCUAUCAUGGACAUCAACAUGCGCCACUGUAUGCGCCGGACUCCAUCGCCGUCUGGCAGUCUUCUCCGCCUACGUAUACCUCGGCUCCGCAGAAUUACUACGAUUUCGACAUUGAAGAGCUGUCAGAUAAUGACAUGGUGUACCCUGACAACGCACAAAUUCUGCGUCCGUACGAGCUGGAAGAGGUUGACAGUCCUGUCACAAACGCUACCCGUGUCGAUUGCUCGAACGACAUGGAAGAAGACUACGAAGAUGAUGAACAAGACCCAGAUUCAGCUGCCUUUGCUCGCCGGCUGCGUCGCAUGCGUUGGAAGCCCGCCUCUCGACCUUACUCCUUUGCUCGUUCAUCGCCCGUCCGACCCAACCCCCGCAAGCGAUUACGAUCAGAGGUCCUAGAAGACACCGAUACCGACACCGAUAGUAUUGACAGCUCUUAUGCCCGCUCCGAGCCACCAAGGGCACGGCGACGUACUCAAGAACCGGACAGUACAUCCACGCUUAUCACGCUCUCGAAAGUGAGUUGCGACGACUCCACUACACAAGCAUCAACUGCGGCCAUGUACGGCGAUCCUAUGGAUGUCGAUGAACAAGCCACCUAGGACUACACAAGUCGUUCUCCGUUUAUCCAUCCUCUUACGACCACUUGCUUUCUUAGCGCCUGUUAUAUACCCAAU
This is a messenger RNA of Aureobasidium pullulans EXF-150, 930 nucleotides long. RefSeq lists its product as uncharacterized. The coding region runs from base 202 to 855 and encodes 217 amino acids. The record is from RefSeq and is a predicted model, not a curated record. The transcript has a single exon. Lineage: Eukaryota; Fungi; Ascomycota; Dothideomycetes; Dothideales; Saccotheciaceae.